ACUCCAGUUCAUUUUGGAAAAACUUUACUUCAAAAUGACAGCCAAAGUGUUGUGGCUCCUCUGCUUUGCCAUUAGAUCAUCUUGCAGCUCGGUGGCUGGAUCCCUGCUCUAUGCUGAGAAACCCACUCAGCCCCUCAGCAAAGAUGCUUACAGCUCAGCAAAUGCUGCACCUGGCCCAGUCAAGCUGCCAGCCUGGGGCACCAGCAACACCAGAGAGAACCACACUGAACGCUGGCGGCUGCUGCCUGCCAACCUGCCAUGGCCAGGACCUCCUGAGAUCAUCUCCCGCUCGGCAGACAAAAAGAAACGCACCAAAGCUCUAGAAAACAGCACGGGGCUGAGAAAACAGCUCCUGCAGUAUGGGGGGGGGCUGCCUCUGGAGAGCCCAGCUGAGAGGCCUUCUCCUGCCCCCUCUGACUUCACCCAGGCAAACAGAAAGCAGGCAGACAGACAGCUGGCGGAGGCUGCCAACAGCGUGUCGGCUCACUUCUACCAUGCAGCACCUUCCUCCCAAAAAGUGACAUCCUUAGUGGAGACUCUUCCAGACUCUGGAGCAGCUGAGUUGAAUGAUCCUAACUUGCUGGAUCACUUCAACCGAGCAGGCAAGACAAUCUACAAACAUACUGAUCCCUUGAAAGGGAUCAGGAAACCCUCCUGGGUGACCAACCGCCAGCCAUCCACCUUGUCCUACCACUUCAGUGCACUGAAGAAAGAUGCUGAUAAGGAGAAGACAUGCCUGAGUGAGUGCAGGAAGGAGAGAGACGAGGUGGAGGCCUACUGCAGCAGUGAAUUUGCAGUGAAUGGAAUUGUUUACAGCGUGGAAAGCCUGGGGAACGGAGUCCACUUGGUUACACUGCUGGUGAACAGCGAUGGAGUGUACAAACUGAGUCGCCUCUACACUGCCCCUGAUGGCUUCUUCUUUCGAGUUCACAUUCUGGUUGUGGAUACUUUCAACUGCAGUAAACCCUGUCCAGACUUCAAACUUGGCAGUAGGUACAUUGUGAUGGGUCAGAUCUACCACAAGAGACGACAGAUCCCUGCCAACCUGCUGCAGUUCCUGCGCGGGCGCCUGAGGCCCGGGGAUGGUUUGCUGCGAAGCAGCAGCAGCUACGUGAAGAGAUUCAACAGGAAGAGGAACCGCAAAGUGCAGGCAGCACACACCAAGUGUAGGUAAAGCUCCAGUAACCUCCACCUGGGACGCAGGCAGCAGCAUUCACCUACCAGAACAGGCCUGGCCAUGAUUCAGCAACAGCAGAAGGUAAUUCUCUUCACCUCUGGAGCUGGUGAUGAUGCUUUGUGCAACAGUGACUGGACAUCUUGCCUAUCACCAACAGAUUGUGAAGCUCAGCACAAGAGUCAGUGCUGCCCUUCAUCAGCACUCUGAAGGAAACAAGAAACAUCACCUGGCUGUGGAUCUGCUCCAGUCAGUUCCAGAGCCACAGGUUAUCACUGCCCCUCUGCUGUAACAUGCUCCCAUAAUCUGUAGUAACUGUAAACUCUGCGAGUGAUGCUUUAGGUACACAGGAACUAACGGCACUUUGAACCUUUAGAACAGACACUGCAGAUAAUAGAGUGUGACCACUACUUUCACACAGCUCUGCCUUCAAGGACAUCACUGGACUCAAACCAACGAACCCAAGGUAUCAUGUGUAUGGUUUUGGUAUCCUCAGGGACAUCCCUACUGUUAAACAGGUCACUGUUCUUUGUUCAGAGCUGACUUUUCACAUAAGGCAUACAGACCAGCUGGGCAUGUGAACAGACUGGCAGCAAGUGGAGGCACUGGUCUACUCAGCAUCACCUGGCACGCUGGGGGAGGGUCUGAGGGAUGCACAAGCAGCACACAAUCACAACCACAUUCUGUGUGCCUGCUUGCAUAGUCAGCUCCUUAAAAGCUCAGUCUGAGAACCAUGUCAUUUUCCCUUGAGAAGUGUCACCAACUUUGUUCUCGCACAUCAGUAAAGUUACUUUUGGAACUGAGGAUGCAAUCUCCUAGUACCUUUAAUGUGGUGGGAGAGUAGAAGCUGUGAAAUGGCUGCAAAAGGGAUCCUGAUGCUGGCAAUUCCAGGAGUAGGAAUCUUAACCUAAUAAAUUGUUCUUGGGGUUCUGGCUUCACCAUCUCCAGGGUUCUGUAAGAUCCAAGAGGCUUUUGUAACAAGGACAUCUUGUCUGAGAAGUCAUCUGGGAAUUCUAAGAUGUUUAUUUAGAUAAAAAACAGG
Messenger RNA from Pogoniulus pusillus (Red-fronted tinkerbird), 2216 nucleotides. It is a transcript of the gene C11H17orf58, whose product is annotated as chromosome 11 C17orf58 homolog. The record is from RefSeq and is a predicted model, not a curated record. Bases 35 to 1174 code for a protein of 379 amino acids. The transcript is spliced from 5 exons. Lineage: Eukaryota; Metazoa; Chordata; Aves; Piciformes; Lybiidae. Gene Ontology annotation, molecular function: protein binding.